This is a messenger RNA of Ornithorhynchus anatinus (platypus), 3311 nucleotides long. RefSeq names its product gap junction protein alpha 1 (gene GJA1). Gene Ontology annotation, molecular function: transmembrane transporter activity. The coding region runs from base 277 to 1428 and encodes 383 amino acids. The record is from RefSeq and is a predicted model, not a curated record. The transcript has 2 exons. Gene Ontology annotation, cellular component: connexin complex. Lineage: Eukaryota; Metazoa; Chordata; Mammalia; Monotremata; Ornithorhynchidae. Gene Ontology annotation, biological process: heart development; cell-cell signaling.
CCUCCCAACCCCUCCUCCUCUAGUCAGUGGCUCGAAACUUUUUAAAAGCUCUCUGUGCUCAAAGUUAGGGGGGGAAAAACUUUUAUGAGGGAUCAGCACUUUCAAUAGGGGGAAGGAGCGAGUGAGGAGAGCACAAAAUAGCAGCAGCCUUUUAAACUUUAAAUAGACAGGUUGGAGAGACUGAACUAGCUUUUCCAUUUUCCUACACCCACCGAGAGUUCUACCACUUGUUGGACGGCUUUACUCUCAAACUAGAGAAGGCAGUCCCCGGGCACCAUGGGGGACUGGAGCGCCUUGGGCAAGCUCCUCGACAAAGUCCAGGCCUACUCGACGGCGGGCGGGAAGGUCUGGCUGUCGGUCCUGUUCAUCUUCCGGAUCCUGCUCCUGGGGACGGCGGUGGAGUCGGCCUGGGGGGACGAGCAGUCGGCCUUCCGGUGCAACACGCAGCAGCCCGGGUGCGAGAACGUCUGCUACGACAAGUCCUUCCCCAUCUCCCACGUGCGCUUCUGGGUCCUGCAGAUCAUCUUCGUCUCGGUGCCCACCCUCCUCUACCUGGCCCACGUCUUCUACGUCAUGCGCAAGGAGGAGAAGCUGAACAAGAAGGAGGAGGAGCUGAAGGUGGCCCAGACGGACGGGGUCAACGUGGACAUGCACCUGAAGCAGAUCGAGAUCAAGAAGUUCAAGUACGGCAUCGAGGAGCACGGCAAGGUGAAGAUGCGUGGCGGCCUGCUCCGCACCUACAUCAUCAGCAUCCUCUUCAAGUCCGUCUUCGAGGUGGCCUUCCUGCUGAUCCAGUGGUACAUCUACGGGUUCAGCCUCAGCGCCGUGUACACGUGCCAGAGGGCCCCCUGCCCGCAUCAGGUCGACUGCUUCCUCUCCCGGCCCACGGAGAAGACCAUCUUCAUCAUCUUCAUGCUGGUGGUGUCCCUGGUGUCCCUGGCCCUGAACAUCAUCGAGCUCUUCUACGUCUUCUUCAAGGGGGUGAAGGACCGCGUCAAGGGCCGGAGCGACCCCUACCACUCGGCCACCGGCCCCCUGAGCCCCGGCAAGGACUGCGGCUCCCCCAAGUACGCCUACUUCAACGGCUGCUCCUCCCCCACGGCCCCGCUCUCGCCCAUGUCCCCGCCGGGCUACAAGCUGGUGACCGGCGACCGGAACAACUCCUCCUGCCGCAACUACAACAAGCAGGCCAGCGAGCAGAACUGGGCCAACUACAGCGCCGAGCAGAACCGGAUCGGCCAGGCCGGGAGCACCAUCUCCAACUCCCACGCCCAGCCCUUCGACUUCCCCGACGACAACCAGAACACCAAAAAGCUGGCCGCCGUCGGGCACGAGCUGCAGCCUCUGGCCGUAGCGGACCAGAGACCCUCCAGCCGGGCCAGCAGCCGCGCCAGCAGCAGACCCCGGCCCGACGACCUGGAGAUCUAACUCUCCCCGACCGCCCACCCGGGUACGCGACGGGGCCGGGGGGAGGGGGAGGCGGAGGCGGACGGUCGGUCGGUACUCUCGAGUCUCCCGCGGGCGGCUCGGCUGACGAAGGGACUUGGAAGAGGAACGGAAAAAUAUUCACGUGCUUGUUGGAGGUGUGUGGGGGGGGGGGUGGGGUCGGGCAACAGGCGGGGGGCAGGUGGGGAGGUACAAACACCUUGGUAUUUAAAAAUAGGCGAAGGAGACGUCGGAAUUCGCCCAAAAAAAAAAAAAAGCAAAAAGAUAAGUAGGUAGGACACCCUUCUUCCCCUCUAGGGAGGUUCGAUGUAGGAGAACGCGUGGGAACGGGUCGGUUUCUGGAAGAGUUCUGCUUUCUGUCACGGAACUGAAAUCGCUCUGGUCAAGAUGAGAUGUCUGGGGUUGCAGACCCCCUGCCCCCUCCUUUCCCCGUCCCCUUCCCCGCUUUUUAUUUCUUUUUGGAACAAGUGGAAACACCUAGGGCUGCCCCUCCCGGUCGAGAACAUUCCAUUGUGAAAAUUUUGCACUUUGAAGGUAAACUUCUCUGGGUAUGACCCUCUAGGUGUCAAUGGACGUGUGUCAGGAUUCCCGCCGGAUCGACUCCGGUUUCCGAGGUCGGGCCUGGGAGCCUCCCUCCUCACCGCCUCCCGCCCUCCACCGCGUCCCCUCAGCUCUCUCUCAGACAGGUAGAUUUCCUUCCAGAGGCAUUCGCGGGAGGCCCGCUUUCGUCCCCGUUCAGGACACCCGCAUUCUGAGUGCUAGCACUGUUCACAGCCAGAUACUCAUAUAGUGAAUUCUCAAGACCGCACCACUUGAAGAUUGGGGAAUUUGACCGUCGGGCAGAGAAGCCCCCAUGCUUGUCUUUUUGUUUUUUUUUUUUACGUCCCACACUAGUGUGUGUUAGAGUGUUUUUCUAGGCUGUAUGUAGGUACAGGACUAUGCGGUAUGAUCUCACAAGCACAGAUUUUUUUUUUUUUCAAGUAAGUACACACACAACACACACACACACACACACACACACAGAGGAGUGUGCAGAGUAGAAUGUUUUCUCAUGGAUUUUGUGGUGUGGGCCGAUAACGGUGUUUACAUUAUAUGAUUCCUGCUGUGCGAGUUAAAGCACACUUUUUUAGUUCUCUCUCUCUCUUUAAAAAAAAAAUUCUGUAACAUUUUCAAUGUAUCCUAUUAUGGAUACGUGUUCUGUUGAUUAAGGUUAGCUUUGGAAAAUAGCGAUAAUGCUAUUCCUAGCAUGAAUGAUUUUCUUUUUCUGAAAUGUAAUCAUUGAUGCUUGAGUGAUAGAGUUUUUAGUACUGUAAACAGGCUUUAGUUAUUAAUGUGAGAAAUGUAGGAGAAAUGCUUAGAGCUGGUCUUUUAUUGAACUGUGCCUCCAUAAGUUUGCAGGAACUGGUAUCGGGGUGGGAGGGGAAAAGGGAGGGCCGCCCACCUCAAAUAAUCACCCCACCUUGAUUUUGCGUUCUACUGCGAUAGUAUUGCGGCAGUUCGCUCUUCCCGGAUGACCGGCGAUUUUAAUGUUUUCCUUAGAUUUGGAAUGCACAGGAGGCUGGACGUUUUGAGUACAUAUGUAACUAAUUUAUUGAAGAAAAAAAAGCUAAAGAAAUCUACCAGUUUCUUCAAAUGCAUAACUUCUCUCCUUUAAGCCCAUCACAGACGAAUGGGGGCGGGAAGAGAGAAUACCUCGCGUGGUUUCAUCCCGAAGCACGCAGAUGGCUUUGUAUGAGACGAAAUCUUAAUUUGUUUGACAUUCCAUGUUAAACGACUGCCACGUUCAGUUUCAUCGCAUGAAUCCAUCCGAUCGUGUUUUUCUGGAGAGCAUUCUUUAGUCAAUAAAGUUUUAAUUUAGUAUAAAA